This is a messenger RNA of Aureobasidium uvarum, 735 nucleotides long. The record is from the annotation of a GenBank genome assembly. NCBI's taxonomy places the organism in Eukaryota, Fungi, Ascomycota, Dothideomycetes, Dothideales, Saccotheciaceae.
AUGCCACAACCUCCAGAUAUGGGCGCAUUGCGCUUGGACGACGUAGACGAACAGUACGACGGAAUUCCCUACGAGGACGAAGAUAUUGACUACGAUAUGGACAUCGAUCUGGGCCCGACACCUUCCAAACCCAGCGCGCCUCGACCAGAAACAUCCGAGUCGCGUGAAGCUGCUUUGCGUAAAGAGUUGGACAGUGUGCGACAAAUCAACAAAGUCAUCGAGGACGUCGUUCAGAGUCUAGAGAAAGCAAAGGGCAACAUGGAUAACGUCAAUCGUACUGUGCACUCGGCCUCGACCCUUCUCGACACUUGGACGCGCAUUCUCUCUCAGACCGAACACAACCAACGCCUGCUCCUGAACCCGAACUGGCAAGGCGCGACUCAAGACUUGCAAGAUAUCGAGAACGAAUCGUAUAUGCGUCAACAACAGGCUGAGAGACGUGCUGCCGAGGAACAAGCUAGGAGAGAGGCUGCUCAGAGGCGUGCUGANGGAAGAAGAAAGAAAAAGACUGCUCCGCCACCUGCAGUGCGCGGCUCGAAACUCAGGGGUAGAGUUGGUACAGCAUCCAGUCGCUUGACCAGACAACCCUCCUCAGCCUCGGCUACUUCUACAUCAACAUCGGGAUAUGUAGGUGUUGGCGGCCAAGGUGGUCGAGGAAGAGGCAUCUCGAGAGCCGGCAGCGGCAUAGGCAGAGGUACUGUCAGAGGCUCUACUCGAGGUCGUGCUCUCCAGUGA